Molecule: messenger RNA, 951 nt
Organism: Desarmillaria tabescens
Lineage: Eukaryota; Fungi; Basidiomycota; Agaricomycetes; Agaricales; Physalacriaceae
Exons: 11
Coding region: 1-951 (316 amino acids)
Source: RefSeq, a predicted model, not a curated record
AUGACUUCAUCUGGAACAGGGAAUCGAUCGAAAGGAGGGCAUAUUCAGCCUAACACUACAUAUUAUCAAAAGUCUGGAGACAUCAGGCGAUGGGUAGAGAUAAUGAGAAAGAAGCAUACAUACGUGAACCAACUCGCAGUAAUUGUAACUCUGGCAUCGUAUUGCCUCUUACUGUCUCUGUGCCCUCGUUUCACCUUCCAUGUCAAGCAGUACUUGAGCAUAUGUGUGGUUUCUGCUAUCAUAGGCCAGCAAAAGCAUGCUGCCUUCAUCACUGGGAAUGGACCGAAUGUUUGGGCACAUAUAUGGAGGGUAUGGAGGGAUAUGAAGCAAGUAGCACAUGAAACACUGCUGACAUGUUACAUUCCAAAUGUCCCUCCCUUGGACUUGCCGCCAUCGCUACAUGACUCAAACACGACUUUGGUACCCGCUCCUUGCACCCGGUGGCUCCCUGCCUUAGCUUCAAUGCUCCAGUUCGAGGCCUUCAAUCUAUGUUCCAUUGAGUGUCGACAAAUCACGCACGCGAGUGGUGGAUGGAACACUGCAGCAGCAAUGUGGGGACAGGUGACUUUUGACUGGGACUCAAGGGUGAAGAAACCAGGUCCCAGUCCCGGGUCAAGGAUGUACCUUCUUAUCAGCGAACGGGGGUGUUCUCGGUUUUACCAGGAAGGACAAGCAGCAUGCUCAGUUUCACUGGCCACAGAAGAGGUGGCUGAUGCACUUACCCUUGGAGAAGAACAACAUCAUCAGCAUCAAUCUAUGCCAGUACAUGUUCCUCCAUCAUCGAUCAUCCAAGGCAGUAACCCAUCGAUCUAUUUACCUAAACCAAACAGCGCUACCCAUCUCCCCCCAGUGUGUUCUUUCGCCAAUGCAGAUCGUGCUAAGGUCGCUACUCGCACUUCGGUAGACGACGCUCAGCAAGUCAAAGGCGACACAAGUCGAUGGGACACUUAG